UGAGCUGAGUCCUGUCCUCCACAACACCACCAGGAGCUGCUUGAGGCGAGAAAUCCGGAGUGAAGAGGGAUUUGGGACUAACGGCUGUUUAUCGCAUCACCGUGGACAACCGAUCUAAUGACCACCAUAUCGAAACUUGCGCACCGUUACAUUGUCCUGGAGUGAAUCAUUAUCAUCAAGACUAUAAUGUGAGAGACAUUUCGGACUCGGUGAUGUUUUGAGGUGUUAGUCUACACAACUGUCCGGGAAAGAUGGCGAGAGCUGCGGUUAUGGUGUCUAUAGCCGUGGUGUUUUUGGGAUUAGCGAUUUUUACUGUCAAACUUCCCUCCGUAAAAGGAGAGAUGAAAGAAGAACAGCAGGAGGAGAGGUCCUGUCAAGGUGCCUUCGAUUUAUACUUUGUCCUCGACAAAUCUGGCAGUGUGAAACACCACUGGAUAGAGAUCUACUCCUUCGUGGAGCAGCUGGCUGAGAAGUUCCUCAGCCCCAUGUUACGGAUGUCCUUCAUCGUCUUCUCCACUAGAGGAACCACAAUCAUGAAACUGACAGAGAGCAGGGAGUCCAUUAACAGAGGUCUAACCACUCUGAGGAGGGAGGCACCAGGAGGAGACACCUUCAUGAACCUUGGCCUGGAGAAGGCCAAUGAACAGAUACACUAUGAGAACCAUGGGACAGCCAGUGUGAUCAUUGCACUGACUGAUGGAGAACUGAAUGAGUGGCAGUUUGCUACUGCACAACGAGAGGCGCAGAGGGCACGGUCGCUUGGAGCCAUAGUUUACUGUGUGGGAGUCAAAGAGUUUAAUGAGACGCAGCUGGCCACCAUAGCAGACACCCUGGAGCAUGUAUUCCCUGUCUGGGGGGGUUUCCAAGCCCUCAGGGGCAUCAUCAACUCGAUCAUCAAGAAGUCCUGCAUUGAGAUUCUAGCUGCUGAACCGUCCAGUGUGUGUGCAGGAGAGUCGUUUCAGGUGGUAGUUCGAGGGAACGGUUUUCUCCACGCCAGAAACAUCGACCAGGUCCUCUGUAGCUUCAAACUCAACGACACACACACUCUGGAUGAGAGGCCUGCUGGUGUAGAGGAAACGUUCCUGCUCUGUCCUGCUCCUGUUAUAAAGGAAGUAGGAAGGGUGAUCUAUCUCCAGGUCAGUAUGAAUGAAGGACUCUCCUACAUCACCAGUUCUGUUCACAUCACCACCAUCGAAUGUUUUGAUGGGACCCUCCUGCUGAUCUCAUUGCUAGUGCUGACACUUUUGUUGGGCUUGCUGUUCAUGUGGUGGUUCUGGCCCCUCUGCUGCACCUUGGUCAUUAAAGAGCCCCCACCACCUCCUCCCCCAGAGCCAGAGUCUGAUGAUGAAGAUGGUAUGCCCAAAAUGCGAUGGCCCACAGUGGACGCAUCCUACUACGGAGGGAGAGGGGUGGGGGGCAUCAAACGCAUGGAGGUGCGGUGGGGGGAUAAAGGCUCUACAGAGGAAGGGGCUAAGCUAGACAAGCCUAAGAAUGCAGUGGUGAAGAUGCCUGAACAGGAGUAUGAAGCGUACCAACCCAAACCACGCACACCCAAGCCCUGGAAACCUCCUCAGGACAGAAGGUGGUACACACCUAUACAGGGGAAGUUGGAUGCUCUGCGGGCUCUGUGUCGUCGAGGAUAUGAUCAGGUGUCCCUGAUGAGACCUCAGCCUGGAGACAAGGAGAUCCGAGAAGCCGUGUCGAGUAUUCCAAACAGGCCAAGGACUGGGUAGAGAAGCGAGUGUCUGGAGAGAAGAAAUUCAUCUUUAGAACCAGAUUGGUCCCGCAGGCUGUCAAGUGGCGGGAAGAUAGGCGAGUCAUAAACAAAGACUUCAAAGUUAACACACCAGACUGACCUCCAAACAUCUCCCCGGUUGAAAAACCAACCGAGGAGGAGCUGGUGGCAAAAUGGCUGAACAGGUUUACACAAUAAGUAUCACUGUGCAAGUGUAAUUUUGAGACACAACUGAACUUUUCAGCCUAAUGAUGGCAGUGGCAGUAUAAUGUGGAACGCCAUCAACAACAUGUCAUGUAAUCAUUGGUGGCUGCGUGUAAUGUUACUGCUAUGUAGACCACCUAGAACAUCACCAUUCUCUACCUCAGGUUUAUUCCUUCCGGUAAACCAAUGGGCAUGGAAAUCAGAAUGAAUAGACUUGGAACCUCUAACCAUGGCAAUUUGACUGGUAAUUAGGGGAUAAUGCCCGAAAAGCCAGUGUUUUGGAGGAUAUUUUGGGAUGGGUGUUGUUAGGCCCGAGACCAAACCAGUAUAUCCUCAAAACACCGGCUUCAAGGGUGUUAUCACUUUUAUACAACGGGUCACCAACAUAUUCAAAUAAUUAUUGACAUAUUUGAAUCAAAAACUUUAUUUUGAUUAAUUUACUCAUACCAUUUCAUCCUUCCAUAAGAUAUAGUCCCGACACAAAUCUAGGGACGCUACCCAAGCCGGCUGGUCCUUUGUUCUAUCAAAUCGGUUGCCAGAGACGCGACCCAGUUGUUCAGUCUUUUUGUUCUGUAUCUAUCGAUGCGACCCUGUCGUUCGUUCUCAAUGUUCAAUUGCCAUACUAGCUGGCAACGUUCUUAUACCUUGCUUGCUUGCUAGCUAGCCAAUUACGGUUAACUUACACUUACGUCAAAAACUGCAGCCAGAAUAACAGCAAAGUAGCUGCAUUUGCAUUUGUUUAAGCUGUUUUCUAGUGACAUUUAUUUGGAUACAUCCAUAACAAUGAGCUAAAGAGGCGCGAUUACACCUGGCAUAAAAAAUAUGCUCAUUCAUGGGGACACUCUUGUUCAGAGGAGCUAGACAACGACACAGCUAACACAAUCACUUCAAACUGAAGCUGGAAAGACUGCAAACUAGCUGCACUUGUUUAGUUUUACCUGUUUUCAAUGGACAUUUCUUUGUAUAUAUCCAUAAAAAUGAUACCAACUGAUUCAUGAUUUCGACUAGCUGAAAAACGUUGCCUGCCUGUCUGUCUGUCUCGUCCCUACACAUUCAUUACUAUAGGACAGCUGGAGAUCGAAUUUGAUUAUUGAAACAAUGUUGCAAAUGUCGGAGAGAAAGAAGAUACAAAUCUCCGUUGUUGAAAACGAAAUAUUAGUCUAAAAGAAAUGUGAGAUAAUGUCUAGAUAAUUUUUAUAGUGGAGAUCAAGUUCAUAAAUUGCUUGACUGGGCUGAUGAGACAGUGGAUUGCACAGUCAGAUGGAACAGAGUAAAUAGGCAUUUUAAAGUCAUAGAUUUAGCCAGUGUUAACUUGUGGAAUAGACACAUCGGGAAUGCCGUUUUAACCAAUCAGGAUUAGACCCACCCGUUGUAUAAACUCGCAAUGGCUGCCUGGUAUUGUGAUGCAAUAAUUUCCAUGGUAACAUUCAAAUUAUGCUAAUUACAUCAGCUUUGGCUCAUACAAUGGAAUGGAAUGUCUGUUGAGUGGUCUCAACAAAUCACAGCACAGAUUGAUGGGUACACUUCCUGCUUUUACUUUAUACUUUAACUUCCUGCUUUGCUCUUAUGGGUACACUCCCCUGUCCACCCAUUAUGCCACCAUUGUCUUGAAUGGGAACAACCGUUAUAUUCAAUAAGGGGAUUCGAUGCAUCUGGCCUGGGCACCCAGGUAGUAGGAUGACCACGUCCCAGAUUGUGCGGGACAGUCCCGCAUUUUAGGCCUUUGUAAUUUCCUCAAACGUGUGAUGCUCUCCAUGAUCAUUAGUUGCUCAUUCAACAUAUUUGCUGCAUCUUCAUGCAAAACUGUUUAAAAGUCUCCCUUCCUAACUGUUUUACAUUCUCUGAGACGAACCAGAAAUGUUUCAUUGGCCAAAUAUUCCCAGAUCUUCAUAAAAGCCACACGUGGUCUCUUGUUUCGCCAUCACCAAAUGUUGCGGGAGGUAGGCUAUAGCCUACUUGUUGCGCUUCGUUCGCUGUAGUGGAAGCAUUGGUGUCGUGUCAAGCUACCACUUCUCACAAUGGUGCUUGUUUAAUCAAGUUAGAUCAAAGCUGAAUCAAUGUCUUGGAAGAUCACAUAAUGAUUCAUUUGUAUUUUACAUAACAGAACCAAAUAUAUUUGCAUAGUAUGACUUUACUGUUAAUCCAAAAACAUCACCUUUCUUAUGAGAUUUUAGGAUGGUUAGCUGAAUAGUCACAUUUUUCUUCUCAGGCGACCAAAACUGUGCCACUAGGUAGAAUGUGCUUGGAUUGAAACAAAAUCCCAGAAGGCUAUAUAGUAUUAACAUCAUCUGCUCUAAUUUGCUCACGAAACAGUGACACGGAGAGAAAGAACAACUUGUCAGAUAGUGCAUUGAAGAAUGAUUCAUUCCUGUCCUGACUUUUCCUAAUACCAUUGCAGAUCUACAUUAAAGCCCAAAAAAGACAGCCGUGGUGUCGCUUUUCAUUUCUUGGUUCUUCCGUGGUACAUAUAACGACCGCUACAGAUUUGGGCCGCGACCCGGAUCAACAUAGCCCUAGCAGAGUUAGUCAAACAACUGGGCCGUGAAAUAGGAAAUCAAGUUGCCACGAGGGGCAGGGGCUGCUCCAAGCACUCCCCAGCCCAUAGUACUAAUACCUGAUUGGUCAAUCUAAUUCUGAAGUCAGGCAUCAGAGAACCACCCCACUUCAGGGGUUAUAGCACAUACCGGUGCACAGUGACUGAAUGGCAAGAACUUAUGCAGGCUUACUUGAAAAAAAGUGAUGCAGUAUAUAAGAACAGGGGCAAGAGAUACAGGACUGACUAAUGGGGUGGGCUAAAGACAUAUUCAGGAUUGGGCUCCGUGGAAACCCUCUCGUUCACUUAAGCAGAGACCCUGAAACUAAAUACAAUAUCCUGAGGCAGCACUUUGGAGAGACUAUCUAAUCCUCAAUUACAUUAGGAUACUUCUAUGAAACCUUACCAAGACAGUCAGAGAGCUGCUUGGAUUAUUUGGCCAGACUGAGCAAAGCAGUUGACCUUUCCAGUGAGUGCUUGCAAAGACAGGGGGAAAGAGUGGAUGAUGCCCUCUAAAUACAACUCCGCUAUUUUCAACCAGGAUCUCAGCGAUCACUGCCUCAUUGCCUGCGUACGUUAUGGGUCCGCGGUCA
Messenger RNA from Oncorhynchus kisutch (coho salmon), 5065 nucleotides. Its product is annotated as anthrax toxin receptor 1. NCBI's taxonomy places the organism in Eukaryota, Metazoa, Chordata, Actinopteri, Salmoniformes, Salmonidae. Gene Ontology annotation, molecular function: transmembrane signaling receptor activity. The record is from RefSeq and is a predicted model, not a curated record. The transcript is spliced from 18 exons. Gene Ontology annotation, cellular component: cell surface; plasma membrane. Bases 252 to 1733 code for a protein of 493 amino acids.